Messenger RNA from Prunus mume (Japanese apricot), 1377 nucleotides. NCBI's taxonomy places the organism in Eukaryota, Viridiplantae, Streptophyta, Magnoliopsida, Rosales, Rosaceae. The record is from RefSeq and is a predicted model, not a curated record.
AGGACCCAGAGAAAGAAUGACGGAAAAAAGUUUGCGAUUAAACGUAAGUGAAAUACAUCUUUCAUGUACAUUCUCUUUUCGACUGUUUCAGUUUCUUAAACCAGAUGUUUUAUAUGGUGUUAAUUAAUGAGUAACUUAGCUUAUGAGCAUUCAAGCUUACAAAUAUAAUCGAAAUAGCUUACAUGACUGUUCAAAAGUGGUGACAGUGAGUGCUUUAUUUUGGAGCAUGUUGAGCAAGAUAGACCUGAGGUACGUAUCAAAUGCUUCAGUUCAGCUUUUAUCUAUUAAUAAAACAUUUGGAGAACAACAACCUGACAAUACUUAAGCCUCUUUCAGCUGAUCAGCUAACUAUUGCUGAAUAAAGGUUCCAUUCUAUAGAAUUUUGUAUCAGAUUUUCCUUAUACCUCUGUAUUGAUAAGUUGUGAUCGAAUUAAAACCUCAUUUAGCUCCAGUGUUUAGCAGAACUACCAUCUCUUUCUUCGCUCUUAUUCAAGUUUCAUCUUAACUGCUAGGUAUUGAAGAAAAAAAUAGAUCUAUACGAGCUCCGGUGGUAUGGCUAGUGCAUGUUUAGAGCCCUUGCAUGCUUACAUAAGCAGAUAAGAUCACUACAGUUGUUGUGCAUCUAUUGAAAGUUCAAGUAAUUUUUUAGCAGAAUACUCAAUUUCCCAAUUGUUUCGAUGUGCUUCCUUCCCCCACAUAAAGAUGCAAGGAAGCGGGGUGGGAAUAUAUUUAAAAGUCAAGGUGCUGAUGGCUCAGGUAUAACCUCCACGAAGGAUGUGACAAGUGUCAGGACUCCAUCUACAGAAAGAGCAAGGGAACCUCUACCAUGCCUAGGAAAAAAAGAGUUGAUCAGUCUGAGAUUCUUAGUCCAAACCAAGGAAUAUAAAAGACAUCGCGACGUUAAAGGGCAGUGAAGAUUCAUGGGAAGUGGCCAAGCUACAUGAUCGUGAAUCCUCCUUUCCAGUGUUCUUUGCUGAUCUCAUAUUCAUACUCAGACAGAAAGAUGCAUUGCUAUUUUUGUAUCAUCAGAAAAACGAGGGAGUUAUUGGAUAUCAAACCCUUGCCAUCAAUGGAACUGCAAAGUUGGAGCAAGGCUCGCACAAAAAGAGCCCAGUUUUUCAAGCCUAUUCCAAGAUCACUCUUUGAUCUUGUGGACAAGUGCCUGACAGUAAACCCAAGGUUGAGGAUCAACGCACAGGAAGCUGUGAGGCACAAAUUCUUAGCCUCGUGCCUUGAGAGCUUGAGGAGGCAGAAGAUGUUCAGGCGUGAGGUUAUGAGUACCCAGAAUGAUCUUCUUGUACAUGAAGUGAAGUGUAAUGUAGUUUUGAUCAACAUAUUUGAACAAUGAAUUUCAUCACCUAGUUCUUUGGCUUAAAA